Molecule: messenger RNA, 4835 nt
Organism: Stegodyphus dumicola
Lineage: Eukaryota; Metazoa; Arthropoda; Arachnida; Araneae; Eresidae
Biological process (GO): mRNA 3'-end processing; termination of RNA polymerase II transcription
Cellular component (GO): cytoplasm; mRNA cleavage factor complex
Molecular function (GO): mRNA binding; RNA polymerase II complex binding
Source: RefSeq, a predicted model, not a curated record
UUGCAAUCAUUAUGAUUAGAGUGGAUUUCUAUUAUUGUGUGCCGCUUUCAUAGUUGAUAUGAUGUUUGCAAUGUAGUUGAAUAGUGUUUUGUUGUGUUUGAGAUUAAAACUACUUAUUUAUCGCAAUAUUUGGAAAAUACGAUUGUUAGUAAAAUGGCAGAAGCAGUUGCCGAAGAGUAUCGAUCAUCGUUAUCUGAUCUGAACUGUAACAGCAAGCCUCAUAUAAAUAUGCUAACAAUGUUAGCUGAAGAUAACAUCAAGCAUGCUCAAAUAAUCGUCGAAACAAUCGUGAAUCAUAUAAAAUCGGUUUCUCCAGAAUUAAAGUUGCCAGCCAUGUAUUUAGUGGAUUCCAUCAUUAAAAAUAUUGGUGGACUUUACAUUCCUCUUUUUUGCAAUCAUUUGAUUGUACUUUUCUCUUCUGUUUUUGAAAAGGUUGAAGAAAGCACUAGGAGUCUUCUUUAUAAAUUACGUCAAACGUGGAAUGAUAUCUUGCCCAACAAUAUUCUGUAUGGUGUAGAUUGCCGAGUAAAUGCUUUGGAUCCUGCAUGGCCAAUUACAGCUACAGCUCCUGCAAAAAAUAGUAUUCAUUUGAAUCCAAAGUUUUUAGGUUCUUCUGUUGUUCAGAUUGAAAAACACCACCAAAAGACUUCGCGUGCUACAGGUUCUGCUGAUGAUGCUGCAAAACAUGAAGAGAAAAAUGUUUUGCUGGAGGCAGAGGCUGAAAUGAAGAAAAAAUUGAAUUUUCUUCAAGAAACAAAAAAGGAACUUAGUAAAACUCUGGCAAUGAAAAAACUUGAAGUAGCUACGAAACAAAAGAAAACAGCUGUUGUGCUUCCUCAAGAAACUGAAAAUGUUAUCAGUCAUCGAGAUCCACGACUAAAGAAAACUGUUGUGGCACCUCAAGAAGUGACUACGAUAGCAACAAAUAAACUGAACUCAACUUCAUCUACUCUUCAGUCUGUUGUAGUUGUGCCAAAUACUAAAAUUCCUACUCAUAAUUUAACAAAUAUUGACAAUUCCUUAAGUGGUUCUGAGAAUCUUAUCCCUAAAGUUAAGCCUGUACAAAAUGUAAUAAACUCAGGGAAUAGUAAAGGAUCACAUUUAUCAUUAACUGAUAAAAAUGACCCGACUUCUAUUACUGGAGAUUCUGAGAAAGUUCAAGAUAUAGCCAUUAAUAAACAUUUAAGAAGUGAAACAAAUAAAGAUAUUAUUAAUCGGGAAAGUGAAAUAUUAAACAAAGAUCAUCCAUCAAAAAGGUUCAAAAGUAGUAAGUAUAAUAAUGAUAUAAAUAGAAAAAGGCAUUUAAGUCCUGUAAAUGAUUUAACAUCUGGGCGUUCCUCGCCUAAAGUUAUCUGUAAAGAACACUGUUCUGCCACAUUAAGGACAUAUAACAAUAAAAUGCAGAAUUCAUUAGAGAAGGAAAAUAGUACAGAAAUGAAAUCAAACAUAAAACAUUCUGUUGUUGACAAAGGUUUUCAAUCUGUAAAUUCAUUAACAGUUGAUCAUCUGUUAAAAAAUGAAUCUGAUCCAGAAGGAAAAAAGUCAUACUGCUCAGACUCUAGCACGCUUCAGCCUCCUGCUCUUGGUAGCAAAGAUAAAGACUAUAGAUUGCUGAGGAAUGACAGGGACUAUAAAUUAAAUCAGUUGCAUAGCCAGGCUGGACAUCCAUCUAAUUAUAAAAUUGGGAACGAUGGCUUUUCCUUGUCAAAAGGCCCUGAUGUCAAAAACCAACCCUUUGAAUAUAGAGACCACAGAAAGUUAUAUUCAUAUGUUACUUCUGUAAUGGAUAAUCCAUACACUAUCAUGCAUCAGGCAGAAGAAAAAUACCGAAGUGGAAGAAUUUCUAAAUAUGAAUAUGAUGAAUUAUGUCGUGAUAUGCAUCAAAUGAUGGAUAGUGAGGAAUUUCAUCAUAUUAUACCUUUUGGUGUUAAUGACAAACCAUUAACUGUAGAAGCAAGAAAUUCUCCAAAUUUUAUGAAAUCUUAUGAAGAGGAUAGGCAGAAUUUUAAACCUUUAAAUGUGCAUCAUGGAAAAGAUGCAAUGGGUCUCCCUGUGAGGAAAUCACUUCGCAUUGAUAAUAAACUUCGAACAAUUUAUUUUGUGGGCUGUCAGACUCUUACUUUCUCAGAUGAUAAUGAACCUCGAGAAUUGAUGUUCCAGGGCCCACCCAGAAAUGUCUAUGUUGAAGGAUUCCCACAUCCAUUCAUCUUAGGUUUUGAUGGGAAAGCUGUAGAAUUUGAAACUGAAGGAAAAUGGAAUAUCAUGAGGUUUGGAACUCCAUUUCAAGAAAUCUAUAUUAACAAUCAUCCAUAUGAGGCUCAGUUUGGUGGGCCUCAUUUCACUGUUGUAUUGGCUGACAAUAAAGUUCAUAGAAUACGAUUAGAUGGACCUCCUCCUCGAGUUAUUAUGAGUGCUGCUCCUGCUUAUGAUUUGUACAAAACAUAUAAGAGUCUAUUAUUACAGCAUCCAGUACAAGAUCAAAGUACUGAGCAAAGACCUUUUGAAUCAGCUAUUCAAGCACAAGAUGUUGACAUGCGUUUAAAAGGCAAUAAGUUACAGUAUCCCCCAACUUCAGUAGAACCUACUCCUGAAAGCAUGAAAGAUGUUGACUGGCGUCAAAUCACACCACAGGAAUUCCAUCAAAAUUCCUGGAAUAUACCAAAAAGUAGUGCUAUGGAGGAAACUGGUGACAUUAUCCAAAGCAAGUCUUAUUCUGAAUCUGUUGUUGUCCAGGGAACACCUGAAUGGAAAAAUCAAAUUGCCCAGCCUUCAGAAAUUAGUCAUUCUACUGUGAGACUAGGAAUGCCUCUUCCUCCUCCUUUACAAACAGAUAGGCUCUCAGAUGUCAUAAAAGACUCAGAAAUUGAUAGUAAUCUGAUUCAAAAGAAUACUGAACCUCCUUGGAAGCAGCCUGAUUUUCAUGGGACUGAAUCAUCAUCUGUGGCAUCUAGUUUUAACACAGGUCCUCAAGUUACUACAGCAGCAAAACCAUGGCAACCUCUGCCUCCACCACCUAUGUUUCCAGGACCUUUACCAAGGCCUCAACUGAGGCCACCACCACUGCCACCACAUUCUGAGUUGCUAAAACCAUCUGUGCCACCACAUUCUGAAUUGCUAAAACCACCUAUGCCACCACAUUCUGAAUUGCUAAAACCACCUGUGCCACCACAUUCUGAGUUGUUAAAACCAUCAGUGCCAUCAUAUACUGAAUUGUUACAGCCACCACCACUACCACAUCCUGAACUGUUAAAACCUCCUGCACUUACUACGGAAUUAUUACAACCACCACCUCUCCCUCCCAUUCUAUCUGUACCAAUGACAUUAGCUGGUGCUAGUGUUGCAGCUUCUACUACUGCUACAAGUUUACCUGUUCCUCAGAAUAAUUUAAAUGUCCCAUCAAAACCUCAGUUUUCUAACACAUUUGGAUCAGUGAAUGUUGAAUCAUUCUUACAAAAGUUAGUUGCUGCUGGUAUAAUUGGUAACAAAUCUAAGGAAACAUCAACUCCCAUUGCAUGUGAAAAUCCAAAGGAUUCUGAAAAACAGAGUGAAGAUAAAAAUGAUGCUUCACUUGAGACUGAACCUAUUCCUGAAAUUGAAUUUACAACUAAAAGUCUUAGGCAGUUCUAUCCAGGUGUCAUAAGUGCUCUGUAUAAAGGUUCUCAGUGUGCUACUUGUGGGAUGAGGUUUAAAGAAAUACAGAGUGAACAAUAUAGCCGUCAUCUAGAUUGGCAUUUUAGAAUGAAUAGAAGGGAAAAAGAUGGUGCUAAAAAGCCAUUUUCUAGGAGAUUGUUUUAUGAAAUAAAGGACUGGAUCCAGUUUAAAGAAUUUGAAGACCUGGAAGAAAGAGCUCCGAGUUAUUUUGAGCUUCAGGCUGGUGGUGGACAAUCAAAGGCAGAAGAACAUGAGCCAAUUUACAGUGUCCGAGCUGGUGAAUGUGAAACAGAGAAAUGUGCUGUUUGUGGUGAACAAUUUCAGUUGUUUUGGGUCGAAGAAGAAGAAGAAUGGCAUUUAAGGCAUGCUGUAAGACAUAAUGAACAGGCUUAUCAUCCAGCAUGUUAUGAAGAUUUUAAGAAGGCUUCAGAAUGUGUUGAAACUACAAAUGUUGAAGAAGUGCCUUCUCCUAUAGAAGAAGCAGAUGAAGAGUCUGAUAAAACACAACUGCCAUCUGUUUCAGAUGAGCUUGAUGUCACAUUCAUAAAACAAGAAAUUAUAGAUGAUGCUGGGGAAAUAAAAAUUGAUACAGCUAUAGAAAGCUCUGAACAUUCUGAUGAAGUAUCCAUAAAAGUAGAAGAAACAAAUAACAGUCAAAAUGACAAUGCAUCUAGUGAAGUAUCAUUGAACAUAAAAGUAGAAGCUGAUAUUGAGAGUCAUACAGCUAGUACAGACGUUGAGUCAUCUGAGCAGACUAAUGAAAACAUUGAAAUGGCAGUUGUAAAAAUGGACACUGAUGUAACAGAAGUGCAGCUGCCUAAUGCCAAAGAAUUAAAAGUGCAAGUACCUGAUGCCAGUGAAGUAGAUGAACAGUUGCCUAGUACCAGUGAAACAAAGAUGCAGAUAUCUGAUGUCAAUGAAGGACAGUCAUCUGAUGUCAAGCCUAAUGAGGAAGCUAGUACAAGCUUAGACAUUGAGGAAGAACCUGAAUUCCGUCCUCCAACCCCAGAUCCUAGAUUUCAAGUUAUGGAGCCUGUUUCUAGAGGAACAGAACUAUCAGCAUUAUGUUGCAUCAUGUAAUUAAUGUUUGGACUUCUGUACAUACAAAAAAAUUGUGAUAUUGUAUAUAGCAAAGUAUCUGUGAUCAGAACAAUAAAAUGUUCUCUUUUUAUCAGAUUUGAAAA